ACUGACCGCUAUUUUGUCCGUUACAUUCUUAAUUUGAAUUUGAAAGGUGAUUUGUGCAUGUGAUGUGUUUUGAAUUGUGUAAUAUGUGGUGGAUACUAAAGCUAGCUGUUCUUUUACAAUGCGUUCAUUCAGUCCGCAUUGUAAACAUGAGGGUCCCUGAAGUGCUGCAGUUUGGUACCAGAGAAGCGAUCACCCUUGACUGUGACUACAUUACUAGCAACGUCACGGGACUCGUUCUCAAGUGGUUCUACAACGGUCGCUCUCAGCCCGUCUACCAAUGGAUACCGCCACAGAAACCACAGGCCUUAGGCAUUCUGAAGGACAAGUUGGAUCUGUCAUUCAAAGUGUCACGGAAUCCGUACACUCAGCACAGAGCACUACGCAUCAGUCAGCCAACUACAGAGCUAACUGGCAACUAUACCUGUGUGGUCUCCACCUUCCUGGCUGAGGAUGAGAAGACAAAACCUAUGACCAUAUUUGUUCCUGAGAAAAGAUUUGACAUGAUAAUGGACAGGCUGAGUGAUGGAUAUUUAAAUAUUAUUUGUUCCGUGGAGGGAGUCUUUCCACAGCCCGAACUCGUUAUUAUGGCUGGAAACAGACCACUGAACGCCAAGUCAACGGUGAACCUUAUUGAUGCUCGAUACACAGCACUUACAAGUGCUGUGGUCAAAAUUGAGCAUCUUCCUCCAACGGUUGAGGUACUUUGUGAUAUGCAAGUGCCUCUUGCUAACUACUACAGCAGAAAAAGAGAUAUAUUUUAUAGAGAUCCACCCAAUACAACAUACAAGCCCACAGGAUCAUCAAAAUCCACGCGAGGUUCAGGUUAUCAGCAUCAAUCAACAACGAUCCUCAUCGCAGUGGCUGUAAUUAUUUUAAAUAUCUCGUGACAAAAACUGCACCGAUUGUAAAAAAGGAAAUAUAGAUAAUACUAUAUUGUCAAGAAGAAUAAUUAUAGUCAUUAUUGGGA
Messenger RNA from Leptidea sinapis, 967 nucleotides. RefSeq lists its product as uncharacterized. NCBI's taxonomy places the organism in Eukaryota, Metazoa, Arthropoda, Insecta, Lepidoptera, Pieridae. The transcript has 7 exons. Bases 63 to 887 code for a protein of 274 amino acids. The record is from RefSeq and is a predicted model, not a curated record.